Molecule: messenger RNA, 525 nt
Organism: Mytilinidion resinicola
Lineage: Eukaryota; Fungi; Ascomycota; Dothideomycetes; Mytilinidiales; Mytilinidiaceae
Exons: 3
Coding region: 54-365 (103 amino acids)
Biological process (GO): fatty acid metabolic process
Molecular function (GO): long-chain fatty acyl-CoA binding
Source: RefSeq, a predicted model, not a curated record
UCUCCAGCUCCUCCCUCGAAACUCCCUUCAAACUGUCCAACUCACCCGCAACAAUGGCCCCCCGCACCACCUCCCCCGCAUUCGAAAAGGCGUACAAGAAGGCGACGUACCUGCAGAACGCGAGCAACGACGACAUGCUGGACCUCUACGCCUACGCCGUCAUUGCCAAAGCCGAAAAAGACCUGGCCACGACCCCGAAGCCUGGCAUGUUCGAUCUGGCUGGAAAAGCCAAGCGCUCCAAGUGGGAAAAGUACGUCAACGAAGGCGUCACCCCCGCGGACGCCGAGAAGGCGUACGUCGCCAAAGUAGACGAGCUGGUCAGCAAGCACGGGCUAAAGGAUACGGUGCCGGCGGAGUUGAAGUAGUGGGCCAGAUAUGGAGGGCGUGGUAGAUUCGGCUUUUUAGUGUAAUACCAGACAUUAUCGAAUGAGAUGGCUUCAGGGAUAUGGAGGAGGAUAGAGAUUGGGAGGGAAUUCCGUAGACAUGAAUACCAAGGCAUGGUACCGAAAUCCAGUCAAUCAUCCC